This is a messenger RNA of Camellia sinensis, 1389 nucleotides long. The record is from RefSeq and is a predicted model, not a curated record. NCBI's taxonomy places the organism in Eukaryota, Viridiplantae, Streptophyta, Magnoliopsida, Ericales, Theaceae.
AUGGCUCCUUCAAGCUCCACUGCAAUCCACCAAAAGCUCAGGUGCAGAUUUUACAAAUUAUUUGUUCUUUCGGCCCUAUUGCUUUACAUAAUAAUCUACAUCGUCACCUCCAACCAUCCAUGCUGCCAAUCCUCCACCCUCUUCACCGAUCCCUGCUUUCCCACCAAUAUCACCCACCUCGUUUUCGGAAUCUCAGCUUCAUCAAACACAUGGAACGACAAGAAACACUACGUCGAAUCAUGGUGGCGACCAAACAUCACUUGUGGCUUUCUCUUCCUCGACAGGCCUCCAACCGAGCACCUCCCGUGGCCUUCAGCUGUCGAUCCUCCCUUUAAAGUCUCCGAAGGCCACGAGAAUGGCGUUCGAAUGGCGAGGGCGGUGGUGGAGGCGUUUCGGGCUGAGAAGAGAGGUGUGAGGUGGUAUGUCAUGGCGGAGGAUGACACUGUUUUUUUUGUGAAUAAUUUGGUGGAGGUGCUUGGGAAGUAUGAUCAUAGGAAGUAUUACUAUGUUGGUAUGAAUUCGGAGUGUAUUGUGGCGAAUUGGGAAGGUGGAUUUGGAAUGGGGUUUGGGGGAGGUGGGUAUGCUUUGAGUUAUCCUCUUGUUGAGGCAUUGGCUGAGAAUUUGGAUUUGUGUAUCAGAAGAUAUGAAUAUGGGUAUGGAAGUGGGCAUGUAUUGCAGUCAUGUGUUGCUGAUUUGGGAGUCUCUCUAACUCUUGAAAAGGGCUUUCAUCAGAUUGAUCUCCGCGGUGACAUAUCAGGAUUUCUCUCAUCCCACCCGCAAUCUCCCAUCCUCUCCCUCCACCACCUCGACACAGCCAACCCCAUCUUCCCCUCCCUCAACCGCCACGACUCCCUCAACCAUCUCAUGAAAGCCGCCCAAGCCGACGAGCCUCGCCUACUCCAACAAACCAACUGCUACCACAAGCCAACCAACUGGACAUUCUCCAUAUCCUGGGGCUACUCUGCUCAUAUUUACGAAUCAAUUUUUCCGCCAAGCAUUCUUCAGAGGCCGAUCGAGACAUUUCUUCCUUGGAAAAAGGGUGCAAUGCCACCAUUCGGUGCAAUGCCACCAUUCGUUUUCAACACUCGGCUUCCAUCGAAGCAUCCUUGUGAAGCACCUCAUGUUUUUUUCUUUGAUUCAAUGGAAGAGCCGAUCGGAGGACGAGUGGUUACGAGAUAUGCUCGGAGAUGGCAGCGCCAGUUACCGGCUUGUUCGGAGAGUGGGAAUCACUCUGCGGAUCACAUCUCCAAAAUUCAUGUUGUUUCGCCGAUCGGAAAACUUGAUGGUGUUGGAAGUAGAAGAGAAUGUUGUGAUGUUUUAAGAGUGAGUGACAUGAAUGCUACGGUGAUCAAGCUCAGAGCUUGCUUGAAAGACGAAAUAGUUGCUUGA